ACGUGCGGUAACUGUUCAGGCUCCACCGUAUAUAUAGCACCGUGCGCGGCCGCUCAACAUCUUCAUCACCAUCAGCUCACACUCGCACUCACCCAGAGAGAAGCAGCAGCCAGAGCAGCUAAUCGACCAAGCUAGGUUCCGGCGGGAGGGGGAUCCAUGGCGUUCAUGCGGUACCGUGCGCUGCCGCAGGGAGAGGUGACAGCUGAGGAGUUCUGGGCGUGGCUGGGGCAGUUCGACGCGGACCACGACGGCCCGAUCAGCCAGGACGAGCUGCAGGGCGCGCACCGGAGCCUCGACCUGUGGUUCGCGUCCUGGAAGGCGCGGGAAGGGGUGCAAGCCGCGGACGCCAACCGCGACGGCGCCGUCGGCAGGGAGGAGGCUGGCCGGCUCUUUGCCUAUAGUAGAAAAAGGGUCAUUUAUUCCGGUUCAUAAAGCUCAUCUAUCCUGGUUGUGGAACCGGGAUUAAAGGGUCGUUACUAAUGCCUAGGCCUUUAGUCCCGGUUCUUAUA
This is a messenger RNA of Aegilops tauschii subsp. strangulata, 509 nucleotides long. The record is from RefSeq and is a predicted model, not a curated record. NCBI's taxonomy places the organism in Eukaryota, Viridiplantae, Streptophyta, Magnoliopsida, Poales, Poaceae.